Molecule: messenger RNA, 587 nt
Organism: Plutella xylostella (diamondback moth)
Lineage: Eukaryota; Metazoa; Arthropoda; Insecta; Lepidoptera; Plutellidae
Source: RefSeq, a predicted model, not a curated record
CACUAGGAAAACACCUUUAGACGCCAACAGAAUUUUGUCAUAACCACACCUACAUUUUUUCUUUCAAAAUGUCGUUUAAUUCCGUUUUGUUGGUGAGUGUGUUGGCGCUGUGUGCAUACUCCGCGCAGGGGUAUGACCUGCAGGUGGGCUCCACGGGGGUGCUGGCUUAUUCGGAGAAAGUCAGCCUCUCCGGGAUCCCCUUCACCACCAGGACCAAGAAUGUGUUCUACACGAACCCUGCAAACCAGCUGAUACGGGGCGUAUACGCGCUGGACCAAGACAUCGGCUCCAAGUCGAAGGCCACCAUCACGUCGGGCGGCGUGGGGUUCCCCUUCGUGAACAUCCGGCUGAAGGGCACCCGCAACGACCCACUCACAUACCAGGUGCAGGUGUUCGUGUGAGCUGGUGCAGCGAGGGAGGAUGAUGAAGAAAAAAGAAGCAUUGAUAUUUUACAUGGAACUGUAUUAGUAAUACCGACGAGUAUGUACACUCACGGGCAAUGAAAUAGUUCAACUCACAAAAAACUGACACCAAACGACCGAAUUUUUUUCCAAUAUUUAAUUAAAAUUUUGAAUAAAAUAUAAAAA